Caenorhabditis briggsae is the source of this 1380-nucleotide messenger RNA. Gene Ontology annotation, molecular function: transmembrane transporter activity. Gene Ontology annotation, biological process: transmembrane transport. The record is from RefSeq and is a predicted model, not a curated record. The transcript has 6 exons. Lineage: Eukaryota; Metazoa; Nematoda; Chromadorea; Rhabditida; Rhabditidae. The coding region runs from base 1 to 1380 and encodes 459 amino acids.
AUGUCGUUAUGUCGUCGGCGGAGGGACCCAAUAGCCGACACAAUCUACUCACUGUCCCCGUUCAACCGAAUAUGCGUAAUUCUCUUCGGCGCAGUCUCCAUUCAUCUCACAAUAGGAACUUAUCACACUUUUGGCAACAUGCUACCCUAUAUGGCUUCGUAUAUGCGAAAUUUCACCGAUCCAACUGUCAGAAUCGAGCAUAUGAUGUGGAUUCCGACGUUUCAAGGAUGUUUCCCAUUCGCGAUGGUCAUAGGCGGUCUAACUUCAAGCACUUUCAGUCCGCGAGUCUCAGCAUUCAUUGGAUGUGCGCUAGUGACGUCGAGCGUCGCCCUAUCCGCCUACGCUAUUCAACACUCGUUCGCGUUGUUCUUCGUCGUCUAUGGUCUACUUUUUGGAUUGGGAUCUGGAAUUGCAUAUGUCACAGCGGUCUCUACAGCUAUCAAUUGGGCCCCUGACAAAAUCGGCGUUGUCUCGGGAAUCGUUGCCGCCGGCUUCGGCAUAUCCUCAUCGAUUUUCGCUCCUAUCCAGACGAUGAUUGUGAAUCCAUUGAAUCUUCCAGCCACCAAAGAUGGCUAUUUUGUACAACCAGAAUUGCUCAUGCGAGUGCCAUCAUUAUUCACAAAAUUGGCAAUUAUCUAUGGAAUCAUGCAAGGCAUCGCGCUGGUUGUCGUCUGUGAUCCACCGUUUCGGAAAUCCCGCUCCAACGAGUCUAUCACAAACUCCGUCGACGAUGAAGACGACGAUGAUGAAGACCCAGUAUUCGACAACGACGAAGACACAACAAUUCAGAUGACGUCUAGCGAGAUGCUGAAAUCUCCCACCUUUUACUGCCUAUUCGCAUCCCUAUUCUGUUGCUCAUUCUACGCGAACAUGUUCUAUAAUUUGUACAAAACCUAUGGCGAAUCGUUCAUCGAGGAUGAUAUGUACAUGGCAAUGGCAUUCUCCGUAGCGUCAGUUGCCAAUGCGAUCGCUCGGAUCGGUUGGGGCUAUUUGACGGAUCGAACGAGUUUUCAGAUUGCGCUGAGCACUGCCACGUGUCUUGCCAGUGUGUUCCUACUCACUAUGCCAAUGACUAGAGAGCUCGGAAAGAUGGCCUUCUUGUUUUGGCUCACCGGCACAUUCAUUUGUAUGGGUGCCACUCAUGCUCUUUUCAUCACUGCCACAGUCAAAUGUUUCGGAAAUCGGCACAAAGCUCGAAAUUAUGGUUAUUUGAUAUUAUCAACGACAGCAUCUGGAGUUCUGCUGGCAGCGAUUUCUCAGUUCUACUUGAAAGCCAUCGGAUACACUUAUCUUUUCAUUAUCACCUCAAUUUUCCCAUUCUGCGCAUUCAUCAUUAUUUCAUGUAUACAAUGGACUCCACAAGGAAAAUCUGUGACCUAA